AUGGCGUGUGUAUCGACAUGCUUAAUCGUCUCCCCUAGGUUAACUCAAUCUGGGUUCUCAUCAAAGAAGCCUUUGAUUCGUCUCAGAUCUUCUGUUGAUCAUUACUCUUUCGCCGGAAUCUUGAAGAAGAGGAUACCGAGCACUCGCCGGAAGUUCACGACCCAUGGAAUCUCGGUGGUGAAGGCGGCGAGUUUGGAUAAGGUUAGCGGUGCAAUCAGACCAGGUGGAUUGGUGGAGAGCGACAAGUUACCGACGGAUGUCCGAAAACGAGCUAUGGAAGCUGUGGAUGAGUGUGGUCGGAGAGUCACUGUUGGUGACGUGUCUAGCAGAGCUGGUCUGAAAGUUACUGAAGCUCAAAAAGCCCUUCAAGCUCUAGCAGCUGAUACUGAUGGGUUUCUUGAGGUUUCGGAUGAAGGUGAUGUGCUUUAUGUUUUCCCAAGGGAUUAUCGGUCUAAGUUGGCUACCAAGUCGUUAAGGAUACAGAUUGAACCAUUUCUUGAAAAGGCAAAGGGUGCUGUAGACUAUUUGACUCGUGUUUCGUUUGGCACGGCGCUUAUAGCGUCUAUUGUUAUCGUCUACACAACGAUUAUAGUUCUGCUUUCUAGCAAAAGCGAGGAUGAUAAUCGGCAAAGAAGACGCGGGCGCGGAUUUGAUUCUGGAUUCAAUUUCUAUAUCAACCCUAUCGAUCUGUUUUGGUACUGGGAUCCAAAUUAUUACAGAAGGCGACGAGCUAGGGAAGAUGAAGGACAAGGAAUGAAUUUCAUUGAAUCUGUUUUCUCCUUUGUAUUUGGAGAUGGAGAUCCAAAUCAAGGAAUCGAAGAAGAGAGGUGGCAGAUGAUUGGGCGGUAUAUAACUUCUAGAGGAGGUGUUGUUGCAGCUGACGAACUUGCUCCAUACCUUGAUGUACCAUCUUCCAAGAGUGAUGCGAAUGAUGAAUCAUACAUUCUACCUGUUCUUCUUCGGUUUGAUGGUCAACCUGAGCUGGAUGAAGAGGGAAAUAUUUUGUAUCGCUUUCCGUCCCUGCAACGUACGGCUUCUGGAUCUAGUAGAAGAAAGGAAUACGUGGGGAAAUGGUUUGACUGGGUUGCAGAUAUGGAGAAGUUUUUCGAGGAGAAAAAAUGGCAAUUUAGUAAAACUAGUUCAACCGAGAGAGCAAUGGUCAUUGGCCUAGGUGCGGUUAAUCUCUUUGGUGUUAUUGUUCUAAACACCAUGCUAAAGGAGAUGGCUGUCAUGCCAAGUGGAUUUCUUACAUUUGUUAAGAACGUAUUUCCACUACUUCAGAUAUACGCAGGUUCAUUCUUUGCCAUCCCAUUGGUUCGGUGGUUUUCAGUCAAAAGAAAGAAUAAUCAGAUAGAGAACAGAAACAAAGCUCGGCUACAAUUUGCACGAGCACUUGAAUCUCCUGAUAUCGCACUACGGCGCAAGCUACUGAGUGCAAGGGAUAUGGCUCAAAAGACAGUCAUAGGGAAGGAGCGGAUCGUGUACAGUACAGAUAGAGAUAUGAUUGAACAAGACUAUGAGGCAGACGAAUGGGACCGAAGUCUUCGAGAGGUGGAAAAAACAGAUUGA
This is a messenger RNA of Arabis nemorensis, 1569 nucleotides long. Lineage: Eukaryota; Viridiplantae; Streptophyta; Magnoliopsida; Brassicales; Brassicaceae. The record is from the annotation of a GenBank genome assembly.